AUGGCCUUACAGGAAGGAGGGACAGAUAUUCAGGAUACACUGGACCUUGAAGAUGAGUUGAGACUACUACAGAUAGACGAAGAUGCGAUCCUCGAAGCCAGCCUCAAUGAGUACCAGCAAUAUCUCAACCAGCUUGACGCUGCCCGCGCUCACCUGGAUGAACUCCUUACAUCCACAACCGCAACCCUAGACCAACUAGCAGAUAUAUCGAAUGCCUUCAAAACGGUUGACCAGCAAACAGCUGUCUUCCAGAAACAGUCUGCAAGUAUAUUGGAGGAACAGCGGCGCACUGAAAAGCUGGCAACAGAUUUAGCUGAGAACCUCAAAUACUAUGAGCCGCUGGAAAGAAUUACCAGGCGAAUGAAUGCUCCUGGCGCUGGGAAUUUUGUCAGAACUCAGGAUUUUCGGGAUAUGCUGCUUACGCUGGAUGAAUGCAUUGACUAUAUGCAAACGCAUCAAAAACAAAAGGAAGCCGAAACAUAUAGGUCAAAAUACAAACAGUUACUUACACGAGCCAUGACAUUGGUGAGAAACACUUUCAUGGCAGGAGCAAAAAAUGUUACGGACGAGGUUGCUAAAAGGAUCAACGACAAACAAAACCAUGUCAACGAUACUCUUCUGUCUUCUCUGCUAUACGCGAAGUUCAGAGUCGAUGCUCCUCUCAUGAAGGACUUGGGACUCGAGAUCCAGAAGCGUGCCGUACCACCAGCCGAUGCUGAGGUUGGCACAGAGGGUGAAUACCAAAGUCUUAUGAAUGAACUGCAUCAAGCCUUCGCUGCAUGUCGUACGCGCCUUGUCCUGCCCAUCGUUCAGCAGAAGAUUACUGAGAUCGCCACGAUACCAACCUCGAAAGACCUGGUUGCUUUUGCUAAAUCUAGUAUCACAUACGUGCGAGGUGUCUGCCUGGACGAGUUCGAGUUAUGGGAGGAAUGGUUUCAUGGUCAACGAGGUGUCUAUGAUUUCCUUGAGGCACUUUGUGAACCGCUGUUUGAUCAGCUGCGACCCAGGAUCAUCCACGAAACCAAACUAUCUAAAUUAUGUUCGCUAGUGACGUUGAUACAGACAAGAUACAUCGAUAAUGACGAUGAAGACGAGCCUCCUGACCCUAGGCAGCUGGACUUCGCAAGUCUUGUUCAACCAGCCCUGGAGGAUGCUCAAACACGACUGGUUUUCAGAACAUUAGCACUUCUCAGAGAUGAGAUAGAGUACUACAAGCCCACGUCAGAAGAUCUUGAUUAUCCCAGGCGUGUAUCGGAGCCACCAACACCAAAGUCAGCAGCCCCGCUCUCAGGUCGGAAGACUUCAAAUAUAGCGGCUGCAGAAGAAGACGAUUCAGGAGACGAGAACACGCCAACGAUGUGGUCACGCAACCCUAUCCGUCUGCUCUCUAGAAUAUAUCGUCUGGUCAAUUCCUCUGUCUUCGACGACCUCGCUCACCAAAUCGUGCACUCAACCACACAGUCAUUGGUCAAUGCAUCGAAACAGAUAGAGAGCAAAUCAUCUCUCGCUGAUGCUCAACUCUUCCUGCUGCGUCACCUCCUUCUGUUGAAGUCCCAGAUAGUGGCGUUCGAUAUUGAGUACGUUGCACCAGAUGUCCAAUUCGACUUCUCAGGCAUGACAAGCACAUUCUACGAGAUCAGAGAUCGUGGCGGGCUCUUUAACCCACGCUCCUGGAUGCGCUUGUUCAGUACUGGUGGUCUCUUGCCACGAGUAGUCGAAAAUAUGCUCGAUGCUAAAGUCGAGCUCGAUGGGCAGUUGCGACUAGUUAUCAACGACUUUACAGCCAAUUUCACCAACGCCAUGACAUCAGACCUGAAGUCCAACCGCAAAGCCGAAGAAACUACAGCUGCUGUACGUGAGAAAAUUCAAAAGGAAGUGCCAAUCCUUCGAGCAAAAUUAGUACAUUACCUCGACGAUCUACGCACGAGAGAAACGCUGGUCGCAGCAGUCGAAGACCAGGUCGUACAAACAUAUGAAGCCUAUUUCGAAGAAUAUGCUGGUAAAGCUCAGGGCCAAAGUGGGAAGGGAAAACCUAACGGCGUUGUGCCUGGGAAAGCGAAGAUAUCUAGGAAGGGCAAGGGAGCAGCCGAUGAUGUUUGGGACGCAGAUACAUUUGCGGAUUGGAGUGAAAGCGUAUUUAAUGUUUUGCUUCCGCAGCAGCACGAGGAAGACGCCAGUCCUGAUACCAGGAGUUUGUCGAGAAGUGGGAGCUCGUGA
Messenger RNA from Lithohypha guttulata, 2217 nucleotides. RefSeq names its product Golgi transport complex subunit 3 (gene COG3). The transcript has 2 exons. Gene Ontology annotation, cellular component: membrane; cis-Golgi network; COG complex. Gene Ontology annotation, biological process: intracellular protein transport; Golgi organization; cytoplasm to vacuole targeting by the Cvt pathway. Lineage: Eukaryota; Fungi; Ascomycota; Eurotiomycetes; Chaetothyriales; Trichomeriaceae. The record is from RefSeq and is a predicted model, not a curated record. Bases 1 to 2217 code for a protein of 738 amino acids.